This is a messenger RNA of Candida dubliniensis CD36, 1086 nucleotides long. RefSeq names its product Cic1p (gene CIC1). The transcript has a single exon. The coding region runs from base 1 to 1086 and encodes 361 amino acids. The record is from RefSeq and is a predicted model, not a curated record. Lineage: Eukaryota; Fungi; Ascomycota; Pichiomycetes; Serinales; Debaryomycetaceae.
AUGGCUAAAACAAGAUCUAAAUCAGCAGCUGCUGCUACCACUACUGCUGCCAAAGCUUCUCCAACUGCAGCUAAAGUAACCAAAAGCAAAGUUAUCAAACCAUCAUCAUCACCAUCAAAAACCACCAAGAAUAAAUCAGUAAAGAAAACUACCACCAAGAAGACUACACCUAAGCAAGAAGAAGAAAAAAAAGAAGAAAUUGUGGAAACUGUUACCGAGAAUUCAAGUUUAAUUCCUGAAGAAAUCACUGAAAAGGCAAUUAGUGAAUUGAAAAAAUAUAUAACCAGACAAUCACAACAAGAAAUAGAAUCCAAAGAUUCCAAAAAAUCGAAAUUGUUUGAUGAAGAUGAAGAUGAUGAAGAUGAUAAACAAAAUGAAUCCUUCUACUUGACUAUAGAUUCUAAAAAAUUCUGGUCUUCUAAACCUCAAUUCAAACCAAAAUCAAUCAAAUUAACCAAACCAUUAUAUGAAAACAACCAGAAUUCCACUAGCAAUAGUAAUAAUGAUAUAAUUGUUGAUAAUAAUAUAUGUUUAAUUAUUCGUGAUGAAUUAAUUAAAUCAAUUGAUGAAUUAAAUGAAUUAGACAAUAGUCAAUCAUUAUCACAAAUUUCUCAAAUUAUUCCAUUAAAUUCUAUUAAAACUGAAUAUAAAUCAUUUGAAAAAAAACGAGAAUUAUAUCAUCAAUUUAAAAUUUUUUUAAUUGAUGAAGCUAUAUUAAAUAUUAUGCCUAAUACUUUAGGUAAAGUAUUUUAUUCAAAAGGUUCAUCUAAUGAUAAAAUCCCUAUUCCAAUAAAAGUCACCGCCACAAAGACAGAUUCAGAAUCACAAUCUAAUGGUAAACAAUUAUCAAUAGUUACCUUGACUAAUCAAUUAAAUAAAGUAUUAAAUAGUACUUAUUAUUUACCACCAAUUGGUAAUAAUAUUACUAUUAAAAUUGGGAAAAUUAAAUUUGAUAAUAAUGAUUUAAUUGCUAAUAUUAAUGAUGUUGUAAAAAGUUUAGAUUUGGAUACUAUUAAAUCAAUUCAUGUGAAAACUUCAACUUCUCCAGCAAUCCCAUUGUUUUAUACUAAAUCCCUUUCACAAUAA